Molecule: messenger RNA, 1485 nt
Organism: Penicillium chermesinum
Lineage: Eukaryota; Fungi; Ascomycota; Eurotiomycetes; Eurotiales; Aspergillaceae
Product: ribosome biogenesis protein LTV1
Exons: 2
Coding region: 1-1485 (494 amino acids)
Biological process (GO): ribosomal small subunit biogenesis; ribosomal small subunit export from nucleus
Cellular component (GO): preribosome, small subunit precursor; cytosol; nucleus
Source: RefSeq, a predicted model, not a curated record
AUGCCGCCCCGAAAGCAGUGGAUUGAUAAGAAGAAUGCGAGCACUUUCCAGCUCUUCCAUCGAUCCCAACAUGACCCGUUAAUCCACGACUCAGAGGCAGACGACCGAGUCCUGCACCAAGUUUCCGGUCCCGCUGCCCCGGUGUCGUCUUCGUCAUCAUCGACUUCUCAAAAGCCCUUCCGUAACCUCUCAGAUCUCAAGAACGAGUUCAACGAUGAUGCCAUCCGCCGCAAUGAAGGCGAGGCCGCAAACUAUGGCGUGUAUUUCGAUGAUUCAAGCUAUGACUACAUGCAACAUUUGCGUGAGCUGGGAACCGGCGGCGGAGACUCACACUUUGUCGAGGCCAAGCAAGAGAAGGGAAAGGCCAAGAAGGGUAUGAAGCUGGAAGAUGCGAUCCGCCAAAUCUCUCUGGAUGGGGACUCCAAGAGUGCCCACGGGGGUCCAAGUGUGUAUGGCUCUGAGUAUGGCGAUUUCCGCUCAACCACCACAUCAUAUUCACGAAAGCCUACGUACCAGGAUCAGCAGAAUGUGCCGGAUGCUAUUAGUGGGUUCCAGCCUGAUAUGGACCCGCGUCUACGGGAGGCUUUGGAGGCCUUGGAGGAUGAUGAAUACGUGGACGAUGAUGAUGAUGACUUGUUCGGUGAAUUGACAAAGCAAGCGGAGGAGAUGGAGGCUGGUGAUUGGGAAGAUACACUCUUUGACCAUGAGGAAGAGGAUGAAGGAUGGGAGUCCGAUGCUACCGAAAAGGCACCGGUGCGGGCAGAUCAUACUGAUGGAGUAAACGAUGUUCCAGACGGCCCUCAGACCGAUGUUGUUGCUCCUGGUGAAUUACCUGAGCAUGACCAACCUGCUCCAGAUAUGCGACCUACAGACCAAGACUGGAUGCAAGAGUUCGCAAAAUUCAAGAAAGACGCGAAAUCGGGCAAAGCUCCCGUGCCAGCAGCUCCCACAAUCGCCCCCUCUGAGCAGCAGACCGCUGCUUCCACUGCCUUUACUGUUGGCGGAACGCCUAUUCGCAAGAAGAAGCGUAAGGGUGCCUUGACAAAUCCUUCUGCCUAUUCGAUGACUUCGUCUGCCUUAGCUCGUACGGAAGGCCACAGAUUACUUGAUGACCGAUUCGACCGGAUAGAGGCUCUGUACUCUGUGGACGAGGGCGAAGAGUAUGAUGACAACAUGUCCAUGAUUAGUGGCAUGACCGGUGCAACUGGCAUGACGGGCAUGUCGACUGCCUCAUCUCAAGCGCCGAGUCUUGUUGACGCCAACAAUGAAAGCUUCUCCCGUAGCGGUUUCAAUAAUGUCAUGGAUGACUUUUUGUCCGGUUGGGACGAUCACACCAGCGCCCAGACAAAGCGAAAGGGAGCUAAGAACAAGCGCGGUAAGCAUGGCAAUGAGGCUAUUGGCAUUCGCAUGCUCGAUGAGAUUCGUUCUGGCCUGGGGCCCGCUCGCUUCUCUAGUAGAUCCAGUGGUGUCUCUGGAAAGGUUUAG